AUGGCAGGCAACAGAACGCGGGGGUGCGCCCAAGGCAGCCAAGAUGUUAUCGCCCUCGCCAUCGGUUCGAUCGACAGCGUACAAUAUAUUGCGGGGGCCAUUAUUGAUAGCGGCGACCUGGAUGCGAAGCCAUUCUGCAGGAAUCUUUGCCUCGCCCUGGAUGGCGUCAAAAAGGAGCUGCAAAGGCCCAAUCAAAGCCAAAACGAGGCUCAGCUGAAGAAGGUGAAAAGCCUGCUAAACAAUUUGGAGAGAUUGUGCAACUGGCCACGUCGGAGCCAGCAUAUAGCAAAUCAGUGGCUCACGCUGGAGGCUAUCCGCUCCGGUUUAUCUACAGAAAAGGCAAGAAAUUGCCUUUUUAAUGUUGCCGUGGAACCCAACAAAAAGUACUACAGGGCGGAUGCGAUCAAGAAACUAAAGAACUAUUCGGCAGCGACUUGGAAGCAGGAGGCGGCCGAAGCGGCGCAGAUCAACGAUGCCUCGGCGACCUCCCCAGCACCCCAUAAUAGCCACGAGCUCGACGAUGACAUCCAGUACCUUUACAAAAUUCUGAAGCAGUAUCGGUCGUGCCAAAGUGAUCCAUCUCCUGUCGAUAUCGUGAUCAAUCUCCGGCUUAACGGCUACAGAAACCUCGCGGCAAGCGGUGCCUCGGUCAAAAUUUGGGCAGAGAAUGCUUCGGCGGAAUUCGGCGUUCUGUUACUCGACCACCCGCACGAAAACCAAGGCUUCUGGCAAGAGGCCAGCAUCCGAACAGUGUCCCCUUCAGGCCCAGAGGCUCCAACCAUAAAAGUUAUUGAUGGAGAUGUGGCGCCCGGAGCUAUAGAUACGCUCGCGACGGAGUCGAUAGCUGAGCACGGCUGCAUUCCCUUCGAGGGCUUCUGUGAACGCAUUAGCAAGCGCGGCCAGGGCCGGUUGCGCCUGUCCACGCGGGACUAUAAAUUGGUAUAUCAUAAACGAGUCGAUCUGAGCCGCGAAUGGCUACCUGAUGUAGAGGCUGUACCAUUGGCAAGCCUCUUCUCCAGGUCGGGUCUGUAUCUGCUUGACAAGUCUAAGGCAAUCUUGGCGAUGUUGGCGGCCAAGGCGACGUGGGAAUUUUAUGACAGCGACCUUCUCGCCCAGGGGCUGACGAGCGAAACUGUGCAGUUCAUCUGCGAGAAGCGAUCUGGAAUAUCAGGAGUCUUCAUCAACGAGCCGAUGCUGCUGAUCCAGUACAUGAAAGAGGAUGGCACAAGCAUCGGGGAUGGUAAGUCUGACAGCCGCUUGGCCAUGCCGAGUAGCGAGAUCAUUCAUGAAAUGCCCCGGAUCCUUGCGCUCGGUAUAUUGCUCUUGGAGCUAGAGACCCGGAAACCCAUGAUGACGCACCGGGAAAACCGCAGACUUUGCCCCCCGGGGCCGUUUAAUAUCAACACCGAUUACAAGAUCGCCUGCAAGCUCAUCGCUACUGGCUCCGAUGCGAGUGAGAGUAUUAUAUCCGACAUAGAACCUCUUUCCCCCCUGAGGAAGAUCUUGCCUCUUUGCAUCACGGCAGGGAGUCUCGAGAGGAAGAUCCAGGAGAAUAUCAGUGCUCGGGGCUUGGCCAAACCCGCUUCUCAAGUCAACAAGCAGAAUGUCCUGCGUUCUGUUAUCUACAGCGAGCUGGUUCGCCCCUUGGAAGACUGGGUAAACCGAUAUGACAAUCUCGACAGCAUCAAGCCUAUGUACGAGGUUUCGGAUGCGCCGGCCGGGCCCAGAUCUGAGCGACCGCCGAAGCAACCCCAGACAACCUCUCAGGCGAAAUCCCAAGCCAAUGUGGCGGAGAAUGAUAAGUACGUCCGUUCUAGCCAUCUUACAUGCUCCAUUGAUCUUGCCUGGCUGACGUGGGGCAAGAUUACGCGAACAAUCGCGAGAGUGGUUCCGGAGCCAACAGAAGAAGAGAAGAAGUCGGGUUACAAAGCCGUGAAGAUUGCCGUAUUAGACACCGGCAUUAGGCAGGACCUCUACGAUUACUUCAAAGAAUUUCCAGGGGCUUUAGAGUAUGAGGACUUUAUCGACACGACCCGUCAGAAUAAGGACACCACCAGCGAUGGCACGGGGCACGGGUCCGCUGCUGUGCUGCUCCUGGAAAAGAUGUGCCCAAACGCAGCUUACUACGUAGCUAGAGUGCUCAAGGAAAAUAUCGCAAUGCGGGCCGAUGCCGACUUAAUAGCCAAGGGCAUUGACUGGGCUAUUGAUCAAAAGGUAGAUAUCAUCACCAUGGCCAUCGGCUUCAAGGCGGCGCAAGAUGCCGUGAAGGAGGCGGUCCACCGGGCGCACACGCAGGGCAUCCUCAUCUUCUCGGCGGCCUCCAACAAUGGCAGACUCGAAGAUGCGUACUGCCCCGCCAACAUGAUCGAUCAGGUGUUCGGCAUCUUCUCGACCAACGGAGUCAACUGCGAGUCCCACUCGCUGAACCCGGCGCCGCUGCCAGGGGCAUGGAGCUUCGCCGUCUUCGGCGAGGGCGUCGAGGUGGAGGAGGACCGCCCGCUGUGCAGCGGCACCUCGUACUCAACGUCGGUCGCGGCGGGUCUGGCAGCCGCUCUGCUCGACUUCUCGCGGCAGGAUCGGGCCAAGGAUGACGGGUCCAUCUUCUCCCGGCUUGGUAGCCGGCCGCACAUGCGAAGCGUGUUCCGAGAGAUGGCAGUGCCCGACCGGGGGUACCUCUGCCUACGACCGUGGUUGCUGCUGAAGAGUGGGACGGCGUCCGAGAAGGUGCCGCGUAAUCAGCAGCGGGACUGGAUUCGGGGCAGCGUCGAGCGGUGGCUGGACCCCAAUAGGCCCCAACGGGCCGGGUAA
Molecule: messenger RNA, 2808 nt
Organism: Colletotrichum fioriniae
Lineage: Eukaryota; Fungi; Ascomycota; Sordariomycetes; Glomerellales; Glomerellaceae
Source: RefSeq, a predicted model, not a curated record